AUGGGCCCUGAGGAGACAAAGGAGCUUCAACGACAAGUUGAUGGCCUAUUAGGUAAGGGUUGGGUAAAAGAGAGUCUAAGUCCUUGUGUUGUACUUGUGGUACUUGUCCCCAAAAAGGAUGGUACUUGGCGCAUGUGCACUGACUGUAGGGCCGUUAAUGCUAUUACUGUGAAAUAUCGCCGUCCCAUUCCUAGACUAGAUGACAUGCUUGAUGAACUCGAUGGUAUUGACGCCGUUCUCAUGCAAGACAAGAGGCCUUGUGCAUUCUUUAGUGAGAAGCUAGGAGGUGCUGCCCUGAACUACCCCACGUACGAUAAGGAGCUCUACGCCCUUGUACGAGCAUUAGAGACUUGGCAACACUACCUACGCCCAAGGGAGUUCGUGAUACACGCUGAUCACGAAUCCUUGAAAUUUCUCAAGGGCCAACCCAAGUUGAGCAAGCGCCAUGCCAAAUGGGUAGCUGAUGCUUUAUCACGUAGACAUUUCUUGCUUGCUGUGCUUGAUGCUAAGUUGUUAGGAUUUGAAAUGCUUAAGGACCUAUAUGCACAUGACACUGACUUCAGUGAUAUCUAUGCAUCUUGUAUGAAGAGCCCACAUGGAAAAUUGUUAUUCUCCACCACCAGUCAUCCACAAAGCGAUAGGCAAACUGACAUUGUCAAUCGCACACUUGACGAAAGAAGGAGGCUUAGACGUGCCGCCGCCAAGGAUCAUACUGAGAUGUUUAGACUGAGAGGCAUCAUGAGGAUGCAAGCAGACCGGAUUGGGGAGCUCCAGGGGGACAUAGCCAUGGAGCAGGAGCAAACGAACGCUCUUAGAGGGGAGCACACCAAGUGA
Molecule: messenger RNA, 834 nt
Organism: Coffea eugenioides
Lineage: Eukaryota; Viridiplantae; Streptophyta; Magnoliopsida; Gentianales; Rubiaceae
Exons: 5
Coding region: 1-834 (277 amino acids)
Source: RefSeq, a predicted model, not a curated record